ACCCCGAUAUGAUGCGCGAAAGUUGUAGGUUUCGCCGUGUUCCUAAACAGACAUUUCGUGAUUAAUUAUAGUGAACAAAAAAGUAGAUUUCCUACUCUGUAUUAGUUUCGAUUAAAAUUAUACAUUUUUUGUAAAAAGUGUCCAAUAGUGUCUCCCUUUUACUUAUACGAACCUGCUUAGGCGUUGCAGUUUGGUAAUAGAAAGUCAUUGACAAAUAUAAAUUGAGUAUCCCGCACAAUAUACAAAUACGCACAAAUAACGCAGAAUUGGUGCCAAUCAGUCUUCAACAGAAGGAUUUGCUUGACUUUGAAGACGGAUAAGUUUUUACAUCGCGAAAAUGGUCGACUUCUAUAUCUACGCAAAAGAUAAUUCGGGUUCAACUAUCGACAACAAGUAUUACCACAACAACGGUGUGAAAACUAUUGAACAAUUCAAGAAUGAUGUAGAAAAAAUUAAGCAAGAACUAUUGAAUGCUGAAAAACCAUCGACAGAAUCCAAAGUUAUUUACUUGCACUGGGGUGACCGGUGCGACGAAAUUGACGAAGAUAUAACUAGAAUAACAUACCUCAAACACAUGGGCGAUUAUCAAGGUACAUAUCCGAAAACCAUUGUUGACUGGUUAAAAGAAAACUAUGACAUCUGUAAUGAAAAUAACAAAAUCAGGUUGCUGUACAUCAUCACGGAUGGUUUGAUUGACGAUAAUAGUUCAAGAGAGUGUAUCGGUUCUAACCAGAAUAUGCAUUACGAAACUGUCGUGUUCCAUGCGUUUAAUGAAGAUCGGGAUCAAAUCGAUCUUUCCGUAGCAUCGUCUUUCUUUAAAAGCCGUUGUAUGGUUUACUGUAAUUACGAACUUUAUGAUAGCACUGACAUUUCCGUUGAGUUUGACUACGACAAAAUAAAUAUUAAAAACUUUGAUUCCGAAAAAGAUAAUUUAAAAUCGUACAUUAAAUUGAAGUUUCUCACUAAAUCCAAACGAGAUGCCAGUGCUUUGCACGAGAUCGACAAACUGAAGAAGCUACGAGCUCGAUUAUUUGAGGAGUUGACAUCGGAAUCGAACGUAAAACAUAACCAAGUUAACCUAGAAACAAAGGACAAAAGUUUAUUUCUACUUGAAUUUGUUCGUACCGAUUGGUAUAGGAGUCUCUUUAUUGACGUCCGUGAGAUGACGGUUGAAGUUGAGAAAUCUAUUGCAACGUUGAUCAAUUACAUCGUCAGCGAGACUAAAUCUUUCUCGUUUGACGCGUUGAAGUUUGACACGAAGUUUAACAAGUCCGUUGAAGAGGAACCGAUCCUUGACGUCAACUUCCCAGCCGAACAAGAAAUAGCUUUCCCCGAUAUAAUUCUGGACGACGACAAAGGAAUCCCUGUUGUAAUUUUGACAAAAUUGAGUUUGCUGGACAAGAUUAUUUUCCACGAAAACAGUUCCUCGGGUGAAGUCAUGCCUGCCAGUUUUAAUAAAUUCAAAUCAAUGAUGGAGUGUCCGUUAUUUUUGAUGAACGAUAAAGACAUCAGUGAGUCAAUUGGCUACUUUUACACUUUGAAUGUUUACAAACAUUUUUUGGAAAACAAUAUUAACACUGAACCGCGAACACGAAGACCCUUUCAUGGCGGCCUUGUGCUGAUAGACACAGAUGAAUUCGAUAGAUACAACGACUACAUUCUGUCGGCGACGUACUUCGAUUCCAAAAAGAUUAACUUCAAUGUUGGGUUGUUCUACUACGUGCUGUGGAAGAACUGUGAUAACAAAGAAUGGAUGGAUAAAAAUGUUGUCGCACAGUUCCAAAAGUAUGCUAUGCGACGAAUAAGUCUAACAGUCUGCAAAAUUGGGCUGUCAUCUUUGCCAUUAGAUCCUCAAAUUAACACAUCGCUGCUAACUGCGUUGUGGUACUGCGUUGAACUGUCUUCUUGUAUUUUCAAAGAUGAUGCACAAAAUUUCAACCAAGAACGUUUAAGGAUGUUCUAUGGCGUAGCCCAUUGUAUGCUUGAAAUCUUGGAGUACUUUAACUAUAAUCUAGAUUUAAAAUCUAUUGAAAGACGUAAAGAACUAAUCAGCCAUGUGAUGAUUUUGAAGAGAAUACAGAAACGUAGGGAGAAAGUUUACUAUUUGUUGGAAAGGAUCUUUAAGACUGCGGAUGGUUUUCUCGUCAGUGAAAUUGAAAAGCCGUUUAAUCUCUACAAGCUGAAUUAUCUUAAAUUGAACCACAAAGAAAUUUUGCGCGACGAUGUAGUUGAAGAAACGGUUCAUUUGAAUGACUAUGUGCAUCUGAUGCAUUUCGUAGGUAACUUGGAAACUUCUGCAGCCGGCAAAAGCACCCAUGAAAUUUGCGAUAAGACAUUCCGUCCUUUCUUUACUAUCGACCAAAAUAAGUCAUUUUACACAGAAUUGGUCAAUAUUACUAAGAAAGUAGUUAUCAGCAACGACGAUGAUAAAAGAAAAAAUUAAAGGUAAACUACGAGUCAGCCGACACGCUCGAGUUUGAUAGAAUUCUAUCUCUAUACAAGCUGUUUAUUAGGUGCGUGAUAGAUUUGGAGAAAUAUCCCGCCUUGUCUGAGUAUAUCGAUUAUAUUUCUAAAAGAAAGAAAUAUAACAAUGAUUUAGUAACUAUUUUCCCGUCCAAUGUUUACAACAGCAUUUUAGAUGUGUAUACCAAAUAUCAGAUGAUAGUGACAAAAGUAGAUGUUAGUACGUUUAUUAUGGUGUGCAAAAGGUACGUUAGGCGAAUUGAACGUAUCAAAGCCGAAGAAAGAAUAAAAUUUGGUAGUGAAGAUGAAAUUAACAAAUUUAUUUCCACCGAGGAGUCAAAAGUUAAUUUGAAAAGAAAAUGCAGAAUAAAUGAAAGCAAGAAAGUCCAUGCGAUAGCUUAUUGCUGCGAACAAAAAUUAUCUCAAUUUCAGUUACUACUACAACAUAGAAAGUGCAACACAUACAUAGCUUCAUUUCGUUAUUAAAGCAUACAUUACAUUCAUUAAGAAUAAUAUUUGGUUAGUGUCCUUUUUAUACUAAUUUUUUAAUGUGUGUGCAAUAAGAUUUUUUUAUUGUAUAGUACAUCAAACGCUUGGCUGUUUACGCCCACUAGUCUGCCAAACACAGCAGUUUUUACAAAUGUGUGCAUGAGUAAUUAAUCUUAUAGUUUAUAAUAUUAUAUAUAGUGUCAUUACUAGGUAUAUAUAUAAUGACAUCCUGUAUAACAAAUUAAGAGUAGUACUUAAAACAAAAUAACAUGUAAAACUGUACAUAGAUAUUAGAUUAUUACAUGUUUAGCCAUAAUACAUAAUAUUGAAAAGACAAUUAAAAGAAAUUAAAGAAAAUUCAGCUUUUAUAUUGUAUUCUACAUUAUACGAAUUCAGUGAAUUAUUGUUUUAAAAAAAUCUCAUUUUGGCAUAGCCAUUAAGUUUAUUAUCUUGUAAUAUUAUUUAGAAUUUUUAAGAAUAUCUUUAGUCUAAAAUAUUGCAUGUCAUUAAUGACAGAGUGUGAGAUCCUGAUUUUACUUGUACUGCCUAUUUAUUGUAACCCAUCGAUAUAUGUACUACGUACUAUACGCAAAUGUUGUUACCUCAUUCUAGAAAAUAAAAGUUUAUUUCAUUUCAUUACUAUGGAAUAAAGGUAUCUAAGAUUGUACAAGGAGCAUCCUUUAUAAUAUAAUAUUGUCUAAAGCUAUUACGAUACAGCAUUUAUAAUAUGUAAUUAAUAAUUAAGAUAUUAUGUAAUUUUUUAUUUUAAUAAAAUAUCUCA
This is a messenger RNA of Manduca sexta (tobacco hornworm), 3733 nucleotides long. RefSeq lists its product as uncharacterized. The transcript is spliced from 2 exons. The coding region runs from base 338 to 2443 and encodes 701 amino acids. NCBI's taxonomy places the organism in Eukaryota, Metazoa, Arthropoda, Insecta, Lepidoptera, Sphingidae. The record is from RefSeq and is a predicted model, not a curated record.